AAAAAAUAGUUUAUCGUGAUUAACACUCAUGUGUUUUGGUCAAUGUUGUCAUUUCAAUUUUCCUCACUACUUUGUCCUUGCUAAAAAGCAAAAAGUAGACCAUAAUGGGAUUCAGCUGUGUUCCCUUUACAUUAUCUUUGGUGCAUGAAGACAUGUUGAGAAGCUUCUAAUAUGAAUUUUAUUUUGUGUAUUGCUUUUUUGUUAGUUUGCUACUAGUGCAAGUUCAGUAUCGGAGCCAAGAAAUCAGGAGAGUUUUGAAAUCCUGGCACUUCACAACAUAUAGCAUUUCCUCACCAAUGAGGUGCCGCUUAUAAGGGUCUUUUCUUGCAUCUAUAACCCAGCAACGGCCAUAUUUAUCAGCCUGCAAACAUGUUCAAGUCAUGGAGCAAGAAGAACAAGAUCAAAGCUCUAUUCAAAUUGGAUUUUCAGGCAACUCAGGUGCCAAAGAUGAAAAAGAAUGCAAUAAUGGUGUCUUUGGUACCAGAUGAUGUUGGGAAGCCAACAGUGAAACUAGAGAAAACUGCUGUCCAAGAUGGGACCUGCUCAUGGGAGAAUCCAGUUUUUGAAUCAGUUAAACUUGUUAGGGAUUCAAAAUCAGGAAAAAUUCAUGAGAAAAUCUACCAUUUCAUUGUUUCAACUGGGUCUUCAAAAUCUGGCUUUCUUGGGGAAGCCUCAAUUGAUUUUGCGGAUUUUGUUGCAGAAACCGAGCCAAUGACUAUUUCUCUACCUCUAAAGUUUGCCAAUUCAGGCAUAGUUUUACAUGUGACUAUUCAGAACGUCGAAGGAUAUGCUGCUGAAAGAAAUGGGGAAGAUAAUGAAGCCGAGGGACUUUACAGUGAAGGAAGCUUGAAACACCAGCUGAGCUAUGGCAGUACGGAUCAUGAAAGUUAUAAUGUUGAUGAAAAUGGGGACGCGGCAAGGACCAGAUCUGAGUAUUCCGAACAAGAUGCAUCCAAUGGCAUCAGUGCUGUGGCAGCUUCAUGGGAGGAUCCGUAUAGCUUCAGACAAAAUUCAAUUCCAUCAAGAGGAACUGUUAAGGCCAUUGCAACUGAAACCCAAGUGCAUAAGAGGUCAAACACAAACUGGUCAACUGGUUCAGCAUCAGAUGGAAGUUUAGGUGACUGGACUAACAGCCUGGAAGAGAGUAUUCCAAGAGAAAGAUUACAAGAGCCUUCGAAUAAUUCCACUGAUAGCCUCCAAAGUGAAAUUGCUUCUUUGAAGAGGCAGGCAGAAGUAUCAGAAAUAGAGUUGCAAUCACUUCGAAGGCAGGUAGAAAAAGAAAGCAAUAGGGGACAGAAUUUGUCAAGACAAAUAAUCAGUCUCAGAGAGGAGAGAGAUUUGCUCAAAACCAAGUAUGAGCAACUCAAGUCUCAGCAGAAUUUCAACAAUGAGAGCAAAACCACAAAAACCUUGAAGUCUGAGAUUGAAGAUACAAGGCUUCAGUUAGAGGCAAUAAAGGAUGAGCUUGUUUAUGAAAAAGAUAUGAAGGCCAAUCUCCAAUUGCAAUUGCGGAAGACUCAAAACUCAAACUCUGAAUUACUUUUGGCUGUGACAGACCUUGAAGCAAUGCUGGAACAAAAGAAUAAUGAAAUAUUGGAUCUGUCUACCAAUAUAAAAUCCCAGAAGAUUACUAAAGAGCAUGAUGAUGCCACAGAAUUAGAUCUCUUAAGGCAAAAAAUUGCAGACCAGGAUGAUGAAAUAGACAAUUACUACAAGCAACAUGAAGAGCUAAGUGAGCAAAUAAAAGAACUCACCUUAGAGUAUGAUCUUCUUAAGAAGGAAAAUGUGGAUAUCUCUUUGAGGUUAAAGCAAGAUGAAGCACAACACAUCAAGUUACAGAAUGAGCAUUCGUCUUCUUUGGUUACAAUACAACAACUUGAAUCCCAAGUAGAGAGAUUGGAAGAAAAGCUAAAGGUGCAGGAAGAUGAAUUUUCAGCAUCUCUGCUCUGCAUCAAGGAACUUGAAAAUGAAGUCAAAUCUUUGGAGAAAGAACUGAAACUACAGGCAGAGAAAUUUGAAGAAGAUCACCAUGCUAUGCAAUGUGCAAAAACUGAGCAGGAACAACGGGUCAUCCAAGCAGAAGAGGCCUUGAGAAAGACAAGACACAAUAAUGCUGUCGCAUCUGAGCGUUUCCAGGAGGAAUAUAGAUUGCUUUCUGUUGAAAUGUCACAAAAAGUUGAGGAAAACGAAAAGAUGACUAUUAAAGCAGUUGCAGAAGCUGAUGAAUUGCGGCACCAGAAUAAACUUAUAGAAGAAAUGCUCCAUAAAUGCAAUGAGGAGCUCAGGCUUAUCACAGAUCAGAAUGAAUUGAAAAUGAAAGAGCUUUUGAACCAAAUGGAUUCUAAAGCCGAAACAAUAGAACAGAUGUCGCAAGAACUAGAAGUUAAGUCGAAACAACUUGAGGAUGCACAAAGGCAAAAGGAUGAAAAGAAUGCUUCAUUUUCAAAGCAAAUUCAAAUGCUGGGAUCUCAAAUUAAGAUGUUGAUGGCAGAUGGUUCAUUGUCUGAAACGAAGCUAACAAAGAACACGACUGAGACCCAGAAAGGACAACGAUUUAUGACAUCAAAUGAUGAGGAGAAGAUGCUUGUAACCCUACUGUCGGAAGUAGAAACCUUUAAGAACCAGCACAAUGAAAUAAAACAAAGUUUGCGCAAAGAACAAGUGGAGAAAGAAAAUAUGAAGAAACAGAUAUCUCAAUUAGAAGGAGAGCUGAAGAAGAAGGAAGCAGAGUUAAGUGCUAUGGAAAAGAAGCUCAAGAAUAACAAAGGACGUGUUGCAAAUGAGAGUGCUGCGCCUCCUUCUGCUAAGGCACAUAUGAAGAAGUUAAAAUCCGAAAUGCAUAAGGGAAUGGAUGCUGCAAACGCUGCUGUUAGCAAGUCUGAAGGAGGAACAGUUGGCAAAUCAGCUGGAAGUGAGGGCCAUGCAAAUGAAAUGUUGAAUGAAGUUGCACAGCUAAAGGAAAGGAACAAGAUUAUGGAAAGCGAGCUGAAAGACAUGGAAGAAAGAUAUUCAGAGAUUAGUCUGAAAUUUGCAGAGGUAGAGGGAGAAAGACAACAGCUUGUUAUGGCUCUACGCAAUCUCAAGAAUGGUAAAAAGAACUAGAAUUUGUUGCGGGUGUUGUGUCUCAAAGAAAACAUACAUGAGUGGUGAAGGAGGCAGACUAUCAUCAUCACCAGAAUGGAGGAAACAAAUUUAACAAGUACUUUGCAGUUUGCACUUAAGUUGGGACAUAUAUCCUGUACAUCUACUAACAGUUUCACCUCAUCCAAAUUUUUUCUGGGCCACUUGGUCCAUCCAAUAUUCUUGUCGUAUGAUAAGUUGGCAAGUGACUGAAGUGAGCCAGGGGUAUGAUGCUGUAGCCUCAUAUAGGCCAUGUCAUCAGUUUGACAUUUUUGGCAUGCAAUGUAACAUAUGCAUAAAUUAUAUGAUGAUCAGAAGAAACGGUUUUUGAUUGAGUGUGGAUAGAAUAAAGAAAAACAGGCUAAUGAGUAUAA
Molecule: messenger RNA, 3494 nt
Organism: Glycine soja
Lineage: Eukaryota; Viridiplantae; Streptophyta; Magnoliopsida; Fabales; Fabaceae
Product: early endosome antigen 1-like
Exons: 9
Coding region: 370-3102 (910 amino acids)
Source: RefSeq, a predicted model, not a curated record